This is a messenger RNA of Mugil cephalus (flathead mullet), 11447 nucleotides long. It is a transcript of the gene mtcl2, whose product is annotated as suppressor of glucose, autophagy associated 1. The record is from RefSeq and is a predicted model, not a curated record. Gene Ontology annotation, biological process: regulation of autophagy. Bases 344 to 5995 code for a protein of 1883 amino acids. NCBI's taxonomy places the organism in Eukaryota, Metazoa, Chordata, Actinopteri, Mugiliformes, Mugilidae. The transcript is spliced from 24 exons.
CACCGCCUCCCUGUUCUCACCCACAAUCCCUCCGAGCAGGAACCGGCUCAUCUGUGCCACCGAAGCAUAGAGAUCCGAAAGAAAAGAAGGGAUGAGCUACCAGAACAAAGCGGAAUAAUUUGCACCUUUACCACACAUACAGAGGAGAACCGGAUUAUACACAGCUCUUUUCUUUUGCAUUUUGUCUUUGUCCUGUUGCGCCACAAGCUCUCGUUGUAGCUGGAGGGACCUCUCUCCUCCUUUUGUGUUGCUCUGCAGUUGUUUACCUUCCAACUUCUGCCUCCUGCUUCGUCAAACGGGAGGUUUCGUUUCAUUUUUUCUCGUUUCUGCCUAAACGGAAUGAAUGACAAAAACAAAGGAGGUUGAUGUCCAUAACUCUCCGACUCACCUCUUCUUCGCCUCGCCCAAGGAACGGAGACUCCAUCUCCGGCAGAAGAUGGAAAGCGGAGGCGGGACGGAGGGCUCGGACAGCGGGCAGACGCAGCACGCGGUGCCGGGCCAGCAGCAAACCGCGGAGCUCUCUGCGGGGCUCUCCGCUCGUCCUUCGGGUGAGAAGAAGAAGAUAAACCGGGCCCCGUCCCCGGCCAGACCGAAGGAUGUGCCCGGGUGGUCGCUCACGAAGAUCCGCGGAGGGAUCGGGACCCCGACCCUGAGCGUCAAGCCGGGAGCCAUUCAUCUGGGUAGCCGCAUUUCCAGGCGCAGCCCCGUGGGCAGUCUCGCAGGAAAGGAUGGCAAAGCGGAGAAAUGCGGUGGUGCAAAACCGGCCGGCAAAUCCUCCUUCUCUGGUGGCGCGUUGUCCAAGACCUCAGGGUCCAAGGCGGCGAAGAGCUCCGGAGGGCGGAGGAAGGUUUCGGACGCCAGCAUAGGCUCAGACGAUUUAUCCAAAGACUCCGGGUGCGCCCCCGGGAAGCUGUCCCCGACCGACAGCAGCUCCGAGCUGUCGGACUGCGCCUCCGAGGAAAACAAACUCUCCGCGGACGCUGUGAGCAGCGACGCCGAGUCGAGGAGCAGCCGGGGCGGCGGGAUGGAUGUCGAGAAGCCGCUCAGGGAUGGCGCGUUGGCGGACAGGGCUAGCCAGCAAGCCGCCGCUAAGACCACCUGCUCAUCGGCAGAGAAAGACGACAAGGACCGACUCUCCCUGAGCAUUGACACCGGGGAAGGGAGCAUAUCCCCCGGAGAGGAACGGUCGGCCACUUCGUUUGACAGCAGGGUGCCUGCCAGCACAUCUCUGGCUUUCUCAGACCUCACAGAGGAGUUCAUGGACGGCAUGCAUGAGGAGUUCGUCAGGGAAAUAGAAGAGCUUAGAUCUGAGAAUGAUUACCUCAAAGAUGAGAUGGAGGAGCUGAGGUCGGAGAUGCUGGAGAUGAGGGACAUGUACAUGGAGGAAGACGUUUACCAGUUGCAGGAACUGCGACAACAGCUCGAUCAGGCAAACAAGACCUGCCGCAUCCUGCAGUACCGGCUGAGGAAGGCAGAGCGGCGCUCUCUCCGAGUGGCCCAAACGGGGCAUGUGGAUGGAGAACUGAUACGAACACUGGAGCAAGACGUAAAAGUGGCGAAGGACGUCUCCAUCCGUCUCCAUAGCCAGCUGGACAGCGUGGAGAAGAAGAGGAGUCGCCUGGAGCAGGAGAACGAGGAUCUGAGGGUCCGACUGCAAGACCUGGAGGUUGCCAGACAGGUCCUACAGCAGGAGAUUGACAAGAAUUCCCAGAAGAAGAGAGGAGCACGGCCCAAUAACAAACCUGACAAGAAGCUGGCUCCACAGGAGGACUCUUCAGACCUCAAGUGUCAGCUCCACUUUGCCAAGGAGGAAUCAGCCCUGAUGUGCAAGAAGCUGACCAAGCUGGUGAAGGACAGCGACGCCAUGAAGGAGGAGCUGGCCAAGUACAGGUCUCUGUACGGGGACGUCAAUGCCUCGCUCACCGUGGAGGAGGUUGCUGACUCACCCCACACCCGCGAGGCAGAGAUCAGAGUCCACCUGAAGCUGGUGGAGGAGGAGGCCAACCUGCUGAGCCGACGCAUUGUGGAGCUGGAGGUGGAGAACAGGGGGCUCCGCGCUGAGAUGGACGACAUGAAGGGGCCUCAAGAUGCUCCUCAAGAACUGACUGGUGGUGGUGUGGGGGCAGGGCUUGGCCUGGCGGGAGGAGCCAUGGUUCUUGGGGGAGGGGCUUCGUCCGAAAACGUCAUGGAGCUCCAGAGGCAUCUCCAGUUUGUGGAGGAGGAGGCGGAGCUCCUGAGGAGGUCCCUGAUCGAGAUGGAGGAGCAAAACAAACUCCUGAUGAACGAGAUCAACCGCUAUAAGUCUGAACUCCCGCCGCCAACGUCUGCGCUGUCGUCCAGCUCAUUAAUGUCGCUGACAGAGGGGCUGCUCAACGACAGCCCUGUGCACGCCAUACAGGAAGGGGCGGUGCUUAUCAGCACAGACACCCCGGCCGAGGAGGAGGAGCUGCGACUGGCGAGGCUUCAGAUUGGAGAGCUGAGCGGGAAGGUGAAGAAGCUGCAGUAUGAGAACCGUGUGCUCCUGUCCAAUCUGCAGCGCUGUGAUCUGGCCUCCUACCACGCUCCUUCCUCCUCCUCCUCCUCCUCCUCCUCAUUAAGACUAGCUCUGGACACGGACGCAGAGGCUGGAGACUCGGCGGAGUGUCUCCCCACCAGCCCGCCCCAUCGCAAAGAGCCUGUAGGAGGCGAGAAUGAUGCCCUCCAGAUCAAGGAACAGAAAGCGAAGAUCGAGGACAACGCUGAUGCAACGACUCCGCUCGCUGGGUGCCUGGGGCAGAAGGACCAUGAUGCCUUGCUGGCCAUGAGGGACCAGGCUCGCUUGGUUUCCACAGCGAUACAGCUCCUGACCUCCCCCGAGUCAAACUGCCUCUCCUCCUCCCCAUCCAUCUAUCACAAGGUCUGCAGCAAUGAGGCAGCAGAACCGUGUGACCUGGAGAAACCGCAGCCUCAGAGCCAGAUCUCAGAGCUGUCUGAUGUGGCGGACCGUCCCCUGGUGGGUGCUCUGACCAGCAGGCUGCAGGCCCUACACACCCAGCUGCAGGCCUUUGUGGAGCGGGUGGAUGGCGUGGGCAAACCCCCGGCAGGCGAGAGGGACGCUCUGGUGGAAGGAGCGUCUCCUCUGGCCUCGCCCUGUACCUCCGGCCCCUGCUCUGAGGACAGCCAGGACGGACAGAACAGAGCAGAGGACAAGCAGCCUGAUUAUAGGGACCAACCAGAGCCAGCAGUGAAAGAUGAAACUAAGGAGAGCAGCGAGUCAGACUGCGAUCAGUCACAAAAGACCAGCCAGCUGGAACAGGAGGAGGAGGAGGAGAAGGAGAUAGACGUUGCAGCGCCCGCUCAGUCCAGUGACCUCCAGGCCCAGCCGUCUGAAGCCGAUGAGUCUGUUCGAGAGGAGCUGGAGAAUGAGAGGCAGGCUCAGAAAGAAAUCGCUCUCAAACUCACACAGCUCCAGGAGGAGCACCAGAAGGCCCUGCUCCGACGGGACUUCCAGCUGCAGAGUCUGGGCCUCCAGGCUCGUCUUCAGCAGAAGCUGUGGAGCCAGGAGAGGACUCUGCUGGUCCAGGAGUCCCAGCACCUCAAACAGGCCCUGUUACUGCUCAGCCUCAAACUUCGCUGCUUCCUCAAACAGUGGAGGCUGGGCUGCAAGAAAGACACAGAGUGGAAAGAUGUCCUGGAGAUGAACAGCCUGAAGGAUCUCUACCUGCUGUUGGAGGAGGAGAACCUGCCCAGCCCCACUCACCAGACCGACAGAAGGGGAUCCACCGACGAACAGCCGCUCAGCCCGACUAUAAAGUCGAGCGCCGUGAGCAGCACUCUAGCUGACCUGAGGGUCGCUCUGCAGGAUCUGAGCGGAGAGUUGAGACAGGAACGACAAGGCUCCCAGGAACUCACUCAGCAGUUUGCCAAGGCCAAGGCAUCAUGGGAAGUGGAGAGGACUGAACUGAAGAGCCUCAUCACACAGUUUGAGACCAAAGCCGGCAAAGCUGCAGCAGCCCUGCCCUCCGCUGACGCACUGGACCCUCCAGACUUGAAGGUGGCGCUGAAGAGGGAACGUGAAGAACACCAGCAUCUCCUCGCUGAGUCCUAUGCAGCUGUGAUGGACCUAACUAAGCAGCUCCAGAUCGGAGAGAGGAACUGGGGCAGGGAGAAGCUGGAGCUGCUGGAGAGGUUCAGCCAGGAGAGAGCUCAGUGGGAACAGAGGCUUAGGGAGGCCACUGCACAGCAGGGGAAGUCCGUGUCUUCUGCACAGUUGAAGACGGCCGGUGGUGAGUCCUCUGUGGACACAGUUGUUGCUAAUGGGACAGGAUCCCCCAGGUUGAAGUCCACACUGGGGCUGGAUGGCCCAGAGCUCAAUGGAACAGCCAAUCAGGAGGAGAAGACCCAGUGUUCAGUCCCACCUGUUUUAGUUCACCCAGAGAUGGGUGACAUCUCCAGGAAGAACUGGACUUACCUGACCAAUGAGGCCCCAGAGAUCAUGGACACCUGUAAAACCUGGGACGGCCCCAGCGGCUCCAGCAGCAGUCCAGUAGGAUCACAGCUGGAUAUGGAGUCCGUGCAGAGGAGCUACACUGCUCCAGACCGCACGGGCAUCCGGAUCUACUACAGCCCUCCUGCUGUGAGACGCAUGGAGCACCGGAGAAGAAACCAGGAGCCCAAAGAGCUGCCGCAGGCCCAGAAUGGAAGCUCCCCCCUGGAGCUGAAUGGCUCAGACGUUGGCGUGGCUGCGGUGGAUCAUCCGCAUCAGCAGCCUGCGUCCACUUUUUCCUCUUCUUACGAGCAGUGGCUGAGCUCGCUGUCCCUGCAGCACAGGGAGCUGCUGGAGAGCCGAAGCAGCUGCAUCGCCAGCUCCAUGCCCAGUGUCAUCAGUAACAGCUUGAACGGCUCAGCCAACAGCGUGGUCGAUGGGAUGUCGUCUGCUUCUGCUUUCCACGGUCUGGAGAUCGGGGAGAUUUCAGCCAAUUUAAGUGACGACAUGAAGGAGAUGACCAACUGUGUCCGCCAGGCCAUUCGCUCUUCUUCUCUGGAGAGGAAAUCCAGCAAAGAACCCGGGACUCAGGCGGUUGGUGUGUCCACCAGGUCCACGCAGACUGCAGCUCAGUACGUCAGCAUUGGGCUUCAAACCGAGGCCCUUCCCAGCAGCAGGGGGGCGGCGCUACACUCCAAAUCCUGGUCUCCUCGUCCCUCUUCAACAACCACCUCCUCUUUAGCGUCGGCCCGAACUCGGCAGAUAUCAACGUCUCUAGAUAAAGUCCACGGCCGCAUCGAGAGGCCGUGCUGUUCACCUAAGUAUGGAUCACCCAAACUACAGCGCAGAGUGUCUUCUGGCUCCACCUCCAGACUGGAUGGGACUUCCAGGGACCGCAGCCUGUGGAGCCUCCAGCAGAGACCCAUCGGGGGAGGGGGGGGCUCGGCCUGGGCUCGCUCCACCACCACCAGGGACAGCCCCGUGCUGAGCGGCCUCACCGACGGUCUGUCCAGCCUCUUCAGUGUAGUGGAACACUCUGGAAGCACAGAGUCGCUGUGGAGGGGUGACGCAGGAGGCAGCCAGACGGCCAGCCCAGCUAGGCAGCCUCCCGCUGCAGGGAAACCCUCAGGUGUGGCGGUCUGUGGAUCCGACCCCAGCUCUCAGCGGUACGGAGGCCUGGUCCAGGAGUUCUUCAGGGAAAAGGCGCAGAGAGAUUCCCUCGGUGGCCUCGGCGGCCUCGGAGUGUUGGGGGGUUUCGUCGGCGCGGAUGAGCCCAAGCCGGAGUGCGUGUCAGUGGGAGGGCUCGGCUCACUGACUGGGGCGGCUGGAGGGAACGACAACGUCACCAGGAUUGUCAAUAAGAGGUUCAUGAGGCAGACGGCGGGGGAGGACACGGAUGUACCCUGCGACUGCACUGCUCAGUCUUCCUGCUUCACCCGACCAUCACGCGCGGCCACUCGCCACUGCAAGCACCGACCUCAAGAGCCUGCAGCGGCGACGGAGGAGAAGGGAGACGCCUGCAACGACUGACGACACCUCUGCUGCCACACGCACACACACACGCACACACACACACACACACACACACACGAAUCAACACUGAUCCUCACUCCACUGCCAGGAAAACUACUUUUCUCACACCUACAACCUGCCACACGGGCACACUGCCAAACAUGACACACUAACCUACUGCCACACGCACACAUCCACAGACACACAGGCAAUAUACGACUCGUCUUGGACUGUACCAUUCUGAUGCCAAGGACAGGGAGGACAGAAACUCCAACCCAGACCCAACCGUCUCAGAACUACCAGCACACAUACGCAUACUAAGUCACCCAGAUAAGUUUGAAGUGAAGAAAGUCUAACAUGAUGUCAAGACUGGACCUAUUCAGACAGCUUCAACGUUCACAGUAACAGGUACUACAAAUUGUCUGAUACGGACAGAAGACCCAACACACUGACGUCACCUCGGCAACAUGCUGUUAAACGAGCAGCCACGUUAGAAGCAAGGAGCGAAAACCUCCUGUUUACAUGUGCAUUCAGUAGUGCAUGUGUCAUUUUGGGAGGGGUAAAACUGCAGAGAAGACAUCUGUCAGAGAUGGGAAGAUGUGGUGGAAAGCCUCGGCUUCCGUCUGAACUUUGACACAAACGCAUCCUGUGCUGGGAGAUGAUGCCGCUUCCAUUCGUUAGCACAAUAACAUUCCAGCGAGUGUCUCCGACACGGAUUUAAAAAUACCGCAGCUUCGUGUACGCAACUCCUUCAGUUGCAGGCUAGUUUACAAUGCCUCGUAUUAAUCGACAAAAGGAACAUCUUGAGGCCUGUGGAGACGCGUAAUUCCAGCUUGACCAGCCUUGGACUCCACUGAUAGAUGUUUGGACUUAACACGUGAGACCAGGAUUUAGACCUCAAACACCACCGCCCUUUCACUUUAUUUGGAAAUCUUAUUUUAUUUAAUUUUUCUUUUUUGGACACACAUAUUGGGACAUUUUGAGGCGACAUAGCCAUGACUUAAACUUGUAGAUUUAAAAAACAAAACUACUUCAGAGACGCUACCCUUCAGAUUCUGACUGAGAAACGGUUUGAACUGAUGUCAAGAUUCAUCCUUUAAACAUGGAGGGAGGACCUGCUGAAGCCCGACAGUGCAGCAUAGCUGUUGCUUGUGCUGUUUGAAGACCACUCCAGAGUGAAAGUCAUAUUUCAUUGUAUUUAUUUUUUUUUAACUUCUUAUUCCAUUUUUUUCUAGUUUGGGGUCAGACGUAAAGUCACAUGAAAUGCAUUCCAUUUUUUCUCAGUGCAGCAAAGCAGGUUCAUUUACUCUGCGUUUGUUCUUCGUAUGUAGCUUUUGUAAUCUGAUACUGAAGUUUAAAACGUAUCAACCCAGCCAUCUUUAAUGUAUACAGGAUACAAAAUCAUACCUGAUGUAGUGUAACCACAACGACUCACUGAAUUCCAUUAAUUAGAGCUGUGUGUGUGUGCGUAUGGUUUUUAUGUACAUUUGGUUGUUCACUUUUUAUCUUUCUGUUGCAUAAAUGCACCAUUCCCUGUUUAAAUGAAGGGGAUCAUUUUAAAGUCACCUUCCCUCGUCCUCUUCUAUCUUCUGCGAACUUUGUACUUAUACUGAAGAUGUAGCAUGGUAGUCUUUGUAAACAGCUAAGAGCUAAACUAAGGAAGGUUUUUACUUAUUUCAAGAAAUAAUUUCACGUUGCUUUUAAUUUCCUCUAUUCGUCUAGUUAGUUUAAAACGUAUUAGCUUUUUACCUGAGCGUCAGUUCCACCAGUAUAAAAAAGGAUGUCUGCACACUUAAGAGAAAUAUCUGGGACAGACGUGAAGGACUAAGAGUAGUUACUUAACUGACACGAAUGCAAAAAUGCCAAGAGAAAUUGUUUUAAAGUGAAAAAAUAGUGUAAAAUGAAAACAAUCAUUGAAGUUUUGAAGUUCUAUUACAUGUUGUUUCUCCCAUCUAUUUCAUUUGCCACGUCUUUCUAAUCAAUCACCUGGUAUUCAAAGUGCCUGUCACAUCACCUAUAAGUCAGCUCACACCAAAACUGGACUCAUGAAAACCCACAGACCCAGCAGGCCUUUUUUUUAAAUGAGUGAGAUCGUUUUUAUGCACAUAAUUACAAUCAGGCACUAAAGCUACGAUGAAGUACUGUAGUACAGAGGAGGAGGGACAAACUGGUGUAGGAGAAUAGUAAAUACACUAUAGAAUAACUUUUUUAUAUUAAGGGUUAUAUUAUAUUUCUGGAAAAUAAAUUAUUUUUGUUCAGUUUUUUUAUUUUUUACUUGAUGUUUUUCUGAUAUAUUAGCUUCUUUCUAUUCUUUCUAUUUAGUUACCGCGGUGCUACUCAGUGUAAAGUCUGCUGUGGGCCGGCUGCCCUUUGGCAAGGCAUCUACCCAUCUUUCUAUUCGUCUAUUUUACCAAGUCUGGUUGUGUGCGAGUAGCAGUCCAGCGUUCCUCCGGCUCUGCGCACCAUUUAAUGACUCAGCAGUUUAAAAUAGGGCAUUACAGCAACGGUGCAUGUAUUUAAAUAACACACUGAGGAAAACCCACAGUCUACAGGCUGCUGCUCUCUGUCUCCACUGCAGCCCUCACUGCUGGUACAAAACCAAAACCCACCGCUUCAAACGCUACGCUCCUGAUUGCUGCCGGACUACAAUGUCUGAUUUUCAACCACAUAAUUACACAACAGGUAGUUUUAGCCGAGCAUUCUGAUUGGUUAAACCGUAAAAACAAGUGACAUCAGCUAAUAAGACUGAAUACUCAUCAGUUCCUUUCUACAUUCCACAUUUCCAUCAUUUGAAGCUUUGUAAAUACAUUUGUACAAACUACAUCUGGAGAAUUAAUUAGAUCGUGUGAUGAAUUUAACAACGAUUCAAUUUAACACACAUGAAGUGCAAACGUCAUUAUUGUCUCUUUAUUUCAAGCUUAGCAGCCAUGGUAGUUAAAAUAAACAGCUAACAUUUUCGAAAAACACCCAUUUGGAAAUCGACGUAAUGAAUAGGUUUUAUUUAUCGCACAGAACAGUGGCACUGGUUUUCAGCGUGGUAUUUCUCAGCCUGGAGGACCACCACAUGAAGGACAACAGCAGCUCAACAUCCACUCAACAGAGCUACACAUUGUCAAAUACACUGAAUCUGAAUUUGGUAAAAUGGCAAAACAAAUGCUUCACAGCAUUCUCCGAUUAAAACUUAAAACUAAUCAAAAGUGCAAUGUCUUCUCAUGUUUGACAAAUACCAUUGACUGUGAUUCGUACCCAGCUUACAGUAUACUGUGUACUGGAGGACAGUGUGGAGGGCUGGCCAAACAAUGUGUUAUUAUCCAGACUGGAAAUAGUUCAGACGCAUAAGUGGUGUCAUGUAAGAGAGAUCAUAAAAGGGCAGUGCACUGUUGUCCAGACAUCUCAGAAAAGUAGUGCAUUGGUCCCGUGUGCCAGUUCACAGCAGGCAGGCUCGGAGGUUCAGGACGGCCAGUGACCACAGUCCAAUAAUGACUGAGUCGUCCCGCAGUCUGUCCCACCACGCACCACAGUGAACAGUCUGAAACCGCAAAGGAACCUUCACCACAGGCUAAUAUUAGACCCGACUCAGUUCCUGCCUGUUAACAUGCACUGCAGAUCUACACAACCUGACGCACUAAUCCUUUGAUAUUUUAACAAAGUUACAUUUCACUGGUAAAGCUGAAACUACAAUAGAUGCCAGUAACAGGUUGGAACAAUUAUUGUGCUUUUAUAUUAAAACAGGAAAAACUCGUACAGAGUAAAAGCCACAAACCGGAAAGAAAUCAACUAUGUGCACAAUAGAUUCCACGCUAUUGAUAGUUAGCAUGAUUUAGUCAAAACAUGACAUUAAUGAAACAAAACCUCUGUUCUACCUCUUAUAGUUUUAAUACACUCUGACACACGCCAUGAGAUAACAUGGAGCAUGAUUGAUGUAUAUUUAACUUCUUGCAAUGAGUCAUUGCAGCAUAUUUGACACGUUCACACCAGGGUCAUUUAGUCUCACUGUCCACAACAAGGUCACUUGAGUGCCUUUCCUCUACAAAGAUGUCUCGCUUUUGUUAAGACUUUUAUUUUAAUAACGUCAGCAAGUAACGCUUGCUGAGUGCACACUGUAUGAUGACGCCAAAUUCUGGAUGAAUUGCUUAAAUGAGUGCUGCUGGAAUUCAAAUUAAAUGACCAGAGUGGAUCCAGAAUGAUUUGUUUUGCAUUCAUCAUCAGUGAUGACUGGAUACUAUACAUUGCAGACAAAUGAGGGUCUUUGAAAUAAGCUUCUUGCUUCCAGACCUCCAAAUUCAAUCAAUUACAUUGCGGUUAGAUGUUUUUUUCCUCCUGACAUCACUAAUUCAGGCACAUGCGUAUGUUUCAGGCUAUGUAAUAGGACGUCUGAUAUGAAGAUGAUGUUCAGGGCUUGUGCAUAAAACUGGCUCUAUUGCUGCUUUUAAUGAAUAUUGGAGAAUGCAAAAAAAAAAAAAGUAAAUAUGGCGGUUUCAUCUUUUGGUGUGCACACAUAAAAUAGUUGUGCAUUAAGAACACUAUUAACUGUGUGUGUCACGACAGAGCUGGAAAUUCAUCUCAUUCAUCUAUUGGCAUUUACUACAGCCCAGUCAUAUUUUGUAGAAAAGUCCGUAACGGCAACUCAAAUUUGUCUUCGACUCUGGUGUCAUCGCUCAGUUGUCUCCACCGCUUCAUCUUUUCCACCUGCUUUCAGGUAUCACAUUUGCUCCUCCCCCUCAGGUUAUAAGAUACUUGGCAUUUCAGCCAGUCAUAGAACAGUUUUACAGGUCACACAGCAUCACCAGCCAACCACAGAUGACUUCAUGCAGGUUGCAUGACACAAACCAUGAGUAUUAUUGUUCCCCGGGUGUCUGUGCGCCUUUCAGAGCAACAUGACUGAUCCCAGCUUUUUUAACGUGUUUCCAUACCAUUCAUAUGCUGGGACUAUGUACAUGAUUACUUAGCUAAACUAUUACCUAGAGAUUGGCUGUAUAUAUGCUUUAUAUACCCCUACUCUUGUCUUUUUUUAAUAUUGCUAGAUUCUUCAAGAUUCUUGAAUAAAAGGAGAAUGCAAUGAAAGCAAAAUAAAAAUGAGUACACUGUAAGAAAAGCUGUCCCCUUGAAUCGCAACUUUAAAAGUAAAGAAACGCCCGUACUCUCUGUCCUGUUGUUUCUUCGAGAAAAGCUGAAUGCCAACAGCUGUCCUGACCCGGGCCGCUGUGGAAGUAUGUAGCUCUCUCUCCCUUUGUAGGCCACACUUUGUAGACCACACUUGAGCAUUUCUUCUGUACAUAGGUGCAUUUUGAAGCAGAUGAAAAACAAACAGAACAAUGGCAGCAAACGUUAAUGUAAAAAUUUGAUCUGAGCUGAUUUUUAAAGGGGUAAGGGUUUUUUGUUUCUCUGAUCAAUGUAGCUUGUAAAACAAGAUAUUACAACUGCCUCCUGUUUGUCAUAGAAUUCACAAAUAAAUGUUUGAUGGACUUUA